CGAAACAUCCUGACCCUGGUUUGGCUCGCCGCGUCGUCCCGAUUCGACCUCCGACUCGCAAGAUUAUGAGUUCGACCGGGAAUCGCGGUCACGAGAACGACGCGACUGAAGGAAUUUAACUGUGAGAGUCUCGUUACGAGUCGACGAGGAGCAUCCUCAGAGUUCUCCUGUCUAGGAAGAAAAUAGGAAAAAAAGGAGAUGGGGGACUACCGGCAACAGUUAGGCUACUUGAUCAAGUGGUUGGGCACCUUUGACCUUCAGGCCCCACAUAGUUCCGCAGAAGAGAUAAGCGAUGGGGUUGCCUUAGCAGAAGCCCUGGCUAAGAUUGCACCCGAGUGGUUCACAGCGGCGUGGAAGGCGAAGAUCAAGACCGAUGUGAGCACCAACUGGCGUCUCCGGGUGAGCAACAUGAAGAAAAUUGUGGAGGCUGUGAUGGAGUACUACGUGGAGUGUCUAAAUCAGCAGUUAUCUGGCUAUGCCAAGCCAGAUGCGGGUAAGAUUGGUGAGCAUUGUGAUAUUGAUGAGUUACGCCGUCUGCUGCAGCUGAUCCUCGGCUGUGCCGUCAAUUGCGACCAGAAGCAGCAGUAUAUCACCAGGAUAAUGGGCAUGGAGGAGACGGUGCAGCGAGCAAUAAUGCAAAGUAUCCAAGAAUUGAACUUCGAAUCUCUGGUGGAUGUGGCGGACGGCGCUCGGACGGCGACGGAGCAGAGACUCUACGCCGAACUCCAGGCGGCGGUGGAGAUGAACCACCAGUUAGCGCAGAGAUGUCACGAGCUUGAUCAGCAACUUUCUCUUUUGCAGGAAGAAAAGGCUGCAUUAAUCACGGAGAAUAAGAAAUUGCAGGAGCGGCUGGAUGAGUUUGAGAAUCCAGAGGAGUCCGGCUCUAUUCUCAAGUACUCCGGUUUGCGGAAGCAAGUAGAGACAUUGAAGGAUGAGCUGUUCAAAAUGGAAACAUCCAGGGAUGAUUACCGAUUAAAAGUAGAGUUAUUGGAAAAGGAGGUGUUAGAACUGCAGUCAAGGCAGGAGGAUUUACAAAAAGCCGCUGACGAAGCGAAUCAUCUGAAGGACGAAGUGGACGCCCUGAGGGAAACCGCUGACAAGGUAGCGAAAUAUGAAAUCACGAUAGAAUCAUAUAAGAAAAAGAUGGAAGAUUUUAGUGACCUCAAGAGACAGCAUAAAAUCCUAGAGGAUAAGAACGUCGAGAAUCUGCAAGCUAAACUGGACUAUGAGGAAGAAGUGAAACGCACGACAAUGUUGCGCAAUCAUCUGGAAGUGUGUAAGCAGCAACUGACUGAAGCUAAUCAUCGGCUGGACGAACAGAACAAUAAAAAUGAUCGGUUGGAGUUUGAGAGUAAAAAAAUGGAAGCGAAGUUAGGUGCCUUACAAAGGGAGAGAGACCGGCUGAUCAUCGAGAGGGAUGCUCUGAAGGAAACGAACGAAGAGUUGAAAUGUACGCAACUGCAAGCCGCUGAAAACAUGGCAAAACCCAGCGCUGACAGCACCGGAGUUUCCGGGACGGAGAUGAUCCCGCUUGAGGUCAAGGAGAAGCUGCUUUGUCUGCAGCUGGAGAACAAGAUGCUGAAGAUGAAGCUGACGGGCAAUGAGGACAAGUUACCAAGCGUGCAGGCGUUGCUUGAGGAUUCCGAGGAACGUUUGAAUACACUGCGGGGACAGAAUCGCAAGGCGAAUCAGAGGAUAAUGGAGUUAGAAACGAAAUUGGAAGAGGCUAUGGGCACUCAGAUCAGCGGUGACAACAAGAGCGACAAUGUAGGCCUGAAUCAGAAGAUGUCGCAGCUGCAAGAUGAUUUGCGAAAAGCGCAAACUGAUAAGGAACGGCUAACGCUGCAGCUUGAGGAACGCGAGAGCGCUUUACAGACGCAAAAGCAGAAAGCCUUCGCUCUUCAGGAGAAACUCACACGAAAAGAGUACGAAAACGCCGCUCUCGAGGAACGCUACAAGAAGUACAUUGAGAAGGCCAAGAGUGUCAUAAAGAGCCUCGACCCAAAGCAGAGCAAUUCAUCGCCGAGUGAGGUUGCCGUGUUGCGCAACCAAUUAGUGGAGCAACGCAAGAUGAUCGAAGAUAUGGAGCGUUCCAUGAAGGAGUCCAGACUAUUGCGAGAGAUGGAAGAAAAAUUGAUGGUGACCGCCUUUCAUAGACUGGGUCUGAAUUGCCACAGAGAAGUGAUGGACCAGCGGCUCGCGGCGCUUAGUUCGGGACAGGGUCAGUCUUUUCUAGCCAGACAGAGACAACCCUCGGCGCGACGUUAUCCGCCUUAUAACUCGAAAUAAGGACACGUGCAAAAACAGUUGAUUUGACGAUUAAGUAUUAUUACAGGAUAAAAUGGUAAAUGAUCAUUUGAGAUAUCAUUAACAGUGUGAUAGAUGUGAUGUUGUAUAUUACGUAUAUAAAUUUAGGGAUUUAGCAAUAAAUUUAUUUAAUAACUAUUAAUUGAACAUUUAAAUUUAGUAACUCAUAGCAUAUUAAUAUCAUGUUUAUCUCACUGUUACGAUUGUUUCAAUUGAUUGUAUUUCAUCGAUGUAGAUACAAUUGGAGAUAAUUCAGAACAAAAGUUAAAUAUCUUUUUUCUUUUUAACUUUGAUUUUUUUUAUGUAGUUUUAUUUAAUUAAUAAUAUCGAAACUGUUAAUGAGCAAGAACUCGAUUGUAAAACCUUUUUUAUAUGUAUCUUUAGCCAAUCUUUUUGCCAGUCUUCCUGCGGUAUCAUUCAAAGAAUCAUCAAACAGAAGAUAGUUUUAACAUUCAACUCUAAUCCUAUUUUCAUACAUAUACGGUAAUUUUCUAGCUCUUAGAGAUGUGCCAACACACAUGUUCCUAUAUCAUUAAUGUAAAAAAAGUAAUCGCACGAAUAUCUCCAAUAGUUAGAAAAACGAAUUAAAUUCUUAUACAUUUUGAAAUUGUAUCUAUAUCGUAAAUAUUUACCAUAUUUACCCUAUUUUAAUCAGGCUCAAUAAAAGAAGUAUAUGUUGAGUAAAUUGUAAAUAAGAUUAUACAGGUAUUGGAAUACAUAUUUUGCUUUGCGACAGGAUAGAUAUUAUGCAAAAUGUUGAAUAUGAACAAAUUUUAUCUCAUAUAAUGACAUUUUUAAAUCAUUGACAAAGAACAAGUAUCGAAAAUAUUGUGUAGAUGGACAUGCAAAGUCCCAACAUUUAAAAAAUAAUGUUCCAAAAAG
Messenger RNA from Pogonomyrmex barbatus (red harvester ant), 3189 nucleotides. RefSeq names its product hook microtubule tethering protein (gene hook). The record is from RefSeq and is a predicted model, not a curated record. Gene Ontology annotation, cellular component: centrosome; cytoplasm. Gene Ontology annotation, biological process: cytoskeleton-dependent intracellular transport; cytoplasmic microtubule organization. Gene Ontology annotation, molecular function: dynein light intermediate chain binding; microtubule binding. NCBI's taxonomy places the organism in Eukaryota, Metazoa, Arthropoda, Insecta, Hymenoptera, Formicidae.